Messenger RNA from Leptonychotes weddellii (Weddell seal), 1455 nucleotides. NCBI's taxonomy places the organism in Eukaryota, Metazoa, Chordata, Mammalia, Carnivora, Phocidae. The record is from RefSeq and is a predicted model, not a curated record.
AUGACCACAAAUAUUGCUUUUGAGAUCAUUCAAAAGUAUGAGCCUAUUGAAGAAGGUUUGCAACAAGAUAAAGAGCUUGCACCAGGAUGUAAAACAACUACACCACUAAGCAUGCCUGAUAAUGCCCUUGUGAAAGGAUGUCGCUGUCUGGAAAUUGACUGCUGGGAUGGAUCACGAAAUGAACCUGUUGUAUACCAUGGUUAUACACUCACCAGCAAGAUUCUGUUUAAAACUGUUAUCCAAUCGAUACAGAAAUAUGCAUUCAUAACAUCUGACUACCCAGUGGUGCUCUCUUUAGAAAACCACUGCUCACCUUCCCAACAAGAAGUGAUGGCAGACAUUUUGCAGUCUGUUUUUGGAGAUGCCUUGCUUUCUGAUAUGCUUGAUGAUUAUCCAGACAAACUACCUUCACCAAAGGCCUUAAAAUUCAAAAUAUUAGUUAGAAACAAGAAAAUAGGAUCCUUAAGGGAAACCCGUGAAAGAAAAGGUUCUGAUAAGCAUGGUCAGGUAGAAGAAUAUGAAGAGAUAGAUCAAGAUGUGGAUGAUGAAAUCAAAGAAUCAAAAGCAUUGGCUAUUUUAGAAGAUGAUUCACAGAAGGAAGCAGGGGCAAUUAAUGCAGCUGGAUUACCACUUUUCAGGAGAAGGAGGGUAAAAGUGGCUAUGGCCCUAUCUGAUCUUGUCAUUUAUACCAAAGCCGAGAAGUUCAUAAGCUUUCAGCAUUCAAGACUAUAUCAGCAAUUUAAUGAGAGUAAUUCUAUUGGGGAGUCAGAAGCCCGAAAACUUUCAAAGUUGAAAGGCCACGAGUUUAUUCUUCACACCAGCAAGUUCAUUACCAGAAUUUAUCCCAAAGCAACAAGAACAGACUCCUCUAAUUUUAAUCCUCAAGAAUUUUGGAAUAUAGGUUGUCAAAUGGUGGCCUUAAAUUUCCAGACCCCUGGUCUGCCUAUGGAUCUUCAAAAUGGGAAAUUUUUGGAUAAUGGUUGUUCUGGGUAUAUUUUGAAACCACAUUUCCUAAGAGAUAUUAAAACAGAGUUUAAUCCAAAUGAAACACCAAAAGACAUUGAUCCAGUUACACUUACGAUAAGGCUCAUCAGUGGUAUCCAGUUACCUCCCAGUAACCAUUCAUCAUCUAACAAAGCUGACACACUAGUGGUUCUAGAAAUUUUUGGUGUUCCAAAUGAUCAUGUGAAACGGCAGACUCGUGUAAUUAAAAGAAAUGCUCUUUGUCCAAGAUGGAAUGAAACAUUCACAUUCAUUAUUCAGGUGCCAGAAUUGGCUCUGAUACGUUUUGUUGUUGAAAAUCAAGGUUUAAUAACCGGAAAUGAAUUUCUUGGCCAAUAUACUUUACCAGUUCUAUGCAUGAACAAAGGUUACCGUCAUGUUCCUCUGUUUUCCAAAAUGGGUGAGAGUCUUGAGCCUGCUGCACUGUUUAUUUAUGUGUGGUACGUCAGAUAG